UACUCGUGUGUUAGCCAGUCACUGUUCAGUAGUCCUUGUCGGAACGAGGGCGUGUGUACGACGUAUAAAUUGUAAUGUAACUUGUUGCCGUCCAACCUUUUUUGGGUAUAUUUUCUAAUCAUGAAAAUGUCAGGAUCUACUACAAUUGAUAAUAUCCCAGGUUUAAGAUAUCUUACCUCGCAUUAAAGUCUUUUCGAAGUUAUUUUUUAUUUAUAAUGUAAUCGUCUUCUUAUAACAGCCAAAAUGUUGUUAUUUGCCUGUGGAUUUUUCGUCAUCUUCCUGAGCCAAACGGUUUUAGCAACAGGUAUACAUAUUUGGCCAGAUGUUCCAGAACUAACCUUAACUUCAGGAGCUGAUCUCACCUUAAAAUGUACAGGGGAUUUUCCUGUAAAAUGGAAUCAUACACAGUAUGAUCCAAAUUUAAAUUCAGAAGUAAGCUCUACAAUUACCAUUUCACAAGGAUUAGAAAAUAAUAGCUACAUAUCUUACUUAUCUCUAAGUAGAGCAAGUUAUUUAGAUACUGGAUAUUAUUACUGUGAUCCAGUAUCAGAAGAUUUAGAAACUGAUGAAGGAAUUUCUCAAAAUAUAUAUUUAUAUAUUCAACAUGAUUCUCAUUUACUAGCUGUUCCUGAAGAGUUAGUUGUAUUGUCUCAAGAUGAAUUUGGUAAUGUUAUUAUUCCUUGUCGACCAACAUCGCCAGAUGUUAAUGUAUCAUUAACUAAAGAUGAUGAAGAGUUGGUACCUGGUAAUAUGUAUGAUGGCAUGGAGCUACACUAUGACUCAAAAUAUGGAUAUUUACUCUAUUCAGUCACUAUGCUUAGUACUGGGCUCUAUCAGUGUCACGCCAAAUACUAUAACAAAGAAAGUUUUGCAUCCUAUCAUCUAUUAAUUAUGUCCAAAGUUGAUAAAGUGGUUAUGCCAAUAAUAAAUAGUAGUACUUCAAGUUCUGAACAUUUAAUUGUUGGUCAAGAACUUUAUUUAAACUGUUCAGUUAGUAUGGAUAUUGGUAUAUCAUUCACACUACAUUGGAGAGUUCCAGAUUCUCAAAAGAUUGAGAAUGGUCAUGUAGUUAUUGGAAAGGAAAAAUUCUUUAGUGGUGUUAAACAAGGAGUUACUAAAAGUUUUGGUAGUAGAUCACUCUUUAUUAAAAAUGUUACAACUGAAGAUGAAGGAAAAUAUACUUGUGAAGUUACUGUUCAUUCUGGUAGCAAAAAUAGUGCAGCAUAUACUCUAAAAGCCUAUACUCCUGAUGUAACUUAUUUGGACUUAGUUGUUCAGGGAGGUGUUUUUCAAAUUGUUCGACGGGCUGGUUUUCGUCGUGUUCAAUGGAUAGUUCAAGUUUCAGCUUAUCCAAAACCGACUCUUAUAUGGAGAGACCCAGAAGGCAAAGAAAUUGGAUUAAACCAAGACAAAAUAUAUGUUGAAAAUGAUAAAAUUACAUCAAAAUUAGUUAUCAAAGAUUUACAACUAUCUGAUUCAGGAAUUUAUGAGUUAACUGCUGAUAAUGAUGCUCAUAGAAAACAUAUUAAUGUAACUCUUCUAGUUGAAGAUAAACCAAUUGUAGAAAUAGUAAACAGUACAAUUUUCUAUGAAAUUGACCAAGUUCAUAUUGUAGAAUGUUUCAUUGCUGGAUAUCCUUUACCUAUAGUUGAAUGGAGUUUUAAAGAGUGUUCCAACUACCCUAGUUGUGAUGAAUCAUUUAUUCCAAUAACAAGGCAAAUGUACAGAGAAACAUCAAUGAAAGAAACUUUUCUUGUAUCUCAAGUUAAUAUUACAGCCAAAAAAACGGGAAUUUUAAUGUGCAAUGCUUCAAAUGAUUUUGGAAGUACUCAACAUGAUACUAUAUUCCUAGUGACUGAUGUUACUAGAGGUUUAUCAAUUAAAGGGCCACCUGUUGUAGUUGAAGGUGACAAUAUUACAGUUGAAUGUGGAGCUUCAAAGUAUAUGUAUGCUCAAAAUAUUAGCUGGGCUUUUAGAAGCCCUAGUAACAAUAUAGAAUUAAUUAGUUCAAAUAAAACACAAUUUAUCACACAAAAUGUCACCAAACAUUCAUAUCGUUCAUAUUUGUCAUUAAGACAAGUAAACAAUAUUUCUAAUGGAGAGUUUUUAUGUGUGAUUUCUGAAUUAGUAAACUUCAGUGUAGUUCAACUCUCAUACCCUAUAAAAGUAAACAUUGCUCAAGCACCAGUACUUUAUGAUUCUUCUAAUUUAAAUUCAAGUGAUUGGAAAGUUAAAACUGGUAAUCCAGUUCAAUGGGGAUGCUAUGUUAGUGGAAUGCCACAGCCAACAAUUAUGUGGUAUAAAAAUAACAGUCCUCUUCGUUUAAAAAAAAAUGAAAGUAGGGUUCUUUUGUUAGAUAAAAAUCAAACGCUUCUUAUACGCUUUACAGCACUUGAAGAUGAAGGAGUAUACAAGUGUAAUGCUUCAAAUAGAUUAGGAAGUGUAAUUUCAACUAACACUUUAACACUUAUAGAUAAACCUGUUGAACAUGAGCAUUUUGGUUUUAUCGUAGUUUGUGCAGCACUUGCCAUACUUGUUGGAGUUUUUAUGAUAUGUUUUGCCACGCAUUUAAAAAAAGAAAGAAAAUUGAAAAAAGAACUAGCUAUAGCAGGAUUGUUACAUUUUGAAAAUGGUGCUGUUGAAAGUUGGAAUCCUGAUUUGGGGAUAGAGGAACAAGCAGAACUAUUACCUUAUGACAAACGAUGGGAGUUUCCAAGAGAAAAAUUAAAACUAGGUAAACAAUUAGGAUCUGGUGCAUUUGGAAUUGUAUAUAAAGCUGAAGCAAUUGGCAUAAUUGAUGAUAAAACAAGUACUACAGUUGCUGUAAAAAUGGUUAAACCAAAUACUGAUCCAUCUUAUGUGAAAGCAUUGGCCUCUGAACUAAAAAUUAUGAUUCAUUUAGGUAGACAUUUAAACGUAGUUAACUUACUUGGUGCUUAUACAGGAAAUAUAAAUAAAAGGGAAUUAAUGGUAAUAGUUGAAUAUUGUCGUUUUGGAAAUAUACAUGAUUAUUUGCUAAAACAAAGAGAUUGUUUUGUAAAUCAAAUAACAUUAGAUGGUUACUUAGAUUUUAGUAUUAAAAAUAUAUCCAAAAAUCCAUAUUAUGUUAAUGUUCCAUCAAAGAAUAAUUCUCAUGGAAAAGUUGAUGAUAGCAGUACACAAAUUGGUUCUGAUGGUUAUUUAGUUCCCGAUGAGGUUGAACCUGAAUGGCGUUCCAAUUACCGAGGAGAUUACAAAAAUCUUAAUGUAAAGCCCAUUUGUACUCAUGAUCUGAUAUGUUGGUCAUUUCAAAUUUCUAGAGGCAUGGACUACCUUGCUAGUAGAAAAAUUCUUCAUGGUGAUUUAGCUACCAGAAAUGUUCUAUUAGCUGAAGAUAAUAUUGUAAAAAUUUGUGAUUUUGGAUUUGCAAAGACAAUGUACAAUAGUGAAAAUUACAAAAAAAAAUCUGCCAAAGAUUUAUUACCAGUUAAGUGGAUGGCUAUUGAAUCCCUUCGGGAUAGAGUUUUUUCCACACAAUCUGAUGUUUGGGCUUUUGGUAUUGUUCUGUGGGAAAUUUUUUCUCUAGCAGUUACACCUUACCCUAAAAUUCAACAAUUUGAAGUACUUUUCAAUAAAUUAGUGGAAGGAUACCGUAUGGAACAACCAGAAUAUGCUAACUCAGACAUUUACAAUAUUAUGUUGGAUUGUUGGAAAAUGAAUCCCUUAGCUAGACCGUCAUUUAAUAACUUAGCUCAAAGACUUGGUGAUUUACUUGAAGAUAGUACAAAAUCUCAUUAUAUGAAUUUAAAUGAAGUUUACUUAAGGAUGAAUACUGAAGGCGCCCCAUCAACUGACUAUUUGAGUAUGCUUACUGCACCUACAUAUUUAAACUAUACACCUGUAUCUGAAAAUAAUUCUCAAAAUGUAUCGGACCACUCUGAAACUAAAGAUGAUUUUGAAUUGAAACCUAUGCUUGAAAAUCCAGUAGAGUGUUCGGGGUAUGUUAACAUAACAAAGCCUACAUCUUUUUCUAACCCGCAUUAUAUUGUUGUGGACAAGUCUGACAAACGACCAUAUUUACAAUCAUCACAUCCAAGCCUUGUUUAAUUCAUUAAGAAAAGUCUGAUGGGAACAUCUACGAAUAUAUUGUGUUUGGAUUCAGUGUAAAAACAAAAUUAAGUAACAUUGUAGUAAAAAAUCUACAUUUGUUAUGAAGUAUUAGUGUAUACAUUUAAAACAAUUGAUUAUAAUACUGGUUAAAACUAGUCAUUGAGUAAUAGGUAAUGGUUAAUGUUUAGUAUUAUUAAAUAAUAAUUUAUUUAAAAACCUAAUAAUUACAUUUGAAUUAGAGUAUUAUAAUGUCAAUAAACUCUUAAAAAGUACUUGGACUGUUACUCAAAAUUUCAUUUUUUAUAUUUGAUCAAUCUCAUAUUGUAUAAAUUAAUUGUUAUUUUUCUAAGAAUAAUUAUUUAAGGGAUAAUAACUCAUUCCAUCCAUAAUUAUAGAAACUUUAUUAUAAGUUAUUAUUUUUCUGAUCACAAUGACUUAAUUAUAUUUAACUGACAUCAAAUUUAUUGAUU
Molecule: messenger RNA, 4559 nt
Organism: Daktulosphaira vitifoliae (grape phylloxera)
Lineage: Eukaryota; Metazoa; Arthropoda; Insecta; Hemiptera; Phylloxeridae
Gene: Pvr
Product: vascular endothelial growth factor receptor 1
Exons: 27
Coding region: 244-4086 (1280 amino acids)
Biological process (GO): multicellular organism development; protein phosphorylation; cell surface receptor protein tyrosine kinase signaling pathway
Cellular component (GO): signaling receptor complex
Molecular function (GO): transmembrane receptor protein tyrosine kinase activity; ATP binding
Source: RefSeq, a predicted model, not a curated record